AUGGCUGGGGGAAAGAACAGUACCACAAUUACAAGGUUCAUUCUUUUGGGAUUCUCUGAAUUUCCAAAGCUCACCGCUGUCCUCUUUUCAGUAUUCCUAGGGAUCUACCUCACGACAGUGUCCUGGAACAUGGGUCUUAUCACGCUUAUCAGGAUGGAUUCGCAUUUGCACACACCUAUGUACUUUUUUCUCAGUAACCUAUCCUUGCUGGACAUCUGCUACGUUUCCACCAUAGCCCCCAGAAUGCUCUCUGAUUUCUUCAAGAAGUAUAAAUUCAUCUCCUUUAUGGGAUGCACCAUGCAGUACUUCUUCUUCUCUAGCCUGGGUCUGACUGAGUGCUGCCUCCUGGCCGCCAUGGCUUACGAUCGCUAUGCUGCCGUUUGCAAUCCUCUCCUCUAUGCAGCCAUCAUGUCCCCCACCCUCUGUGUGCAGAUGGUGGCAGGAUCUUGUAUAACUGGAUUCUUUGGCUCAUUCAUUCAACUAUGUGCCUUGUUUCAGCUCCAUUUUUGUGGCCCAAAUGUCAUCAAUCAUUUCUUCUGUGACCUGCCCCAACUGCUAAUCCUAUCCUGCUCUGACACCUUUUUCUUUCAAGUCAUGACCUCUGUGCUCACAGUGAUCUUUGGACUCACAUCUGUCCUGGUUAUUAUAAUAUCCUAUUGUUACAUCGUUGCCACCAUUCUGAAGAUCACUUCAGCUGAAGGCAGGUCCAAGGCCUUCAAUACCUGUGCUUCUCACCUGACAGCAGUGACCCUCUUCUUUGGCUCAGGUAUCUUCAUUUAUAUGUAUCCUAAUUCUGGUGAUUCCCUGAGCCAAAACAAGUUGGUAUCUGUCUUAUACACUGUUAUAAUUCCCAUGCUAAAUCCACUGAUCUACAGUCUAAGGAACAAGGAAAUCCAAGAUGCCCUAAGUAGAUGCAAGAAGAGAAUCUUUUCCUGGUGUUACUAA
Sus scrofa (pig) is the source of this 945-nucleotide messenger RNA. RefSeq names its product olfactory receptor 5AN6-like. NCBI's taxonomy places the organism in Eukaryota, Metazoa, Chordata, Mammalia, Artiodactyla, Suidae. The record is from RefSeq and is a predicted model, not a curated record. Gene Ontology annotation, biological process: G protein-coupled receptor signaling pathway. Gene Ontology annotation, molecular function: olfactory receptor activity; G protein-coupled receptor activity. Gene Ontology annotation, cellular component: membrane.